This is a messenger RNA of Pocillopora damicornis (cauliflower coral), 2659 nucleotides long. RefSeq lists its product as uncharacterized. Gene Ontology annotation, molecular function: protein kinase activity; ATP binding. Lineage: Eukaryota; Metazoa; Cnidaria; Anthozoa; Scleractinia; Pocilloporidae. Gene Ontology annotation, biological process: protein phosphorylation. The record is from RefSeq and is a predicted model, not a curated record.
UCGCCAAGAUUACCCUGUGGAAAUUUAAAGGAUUUUGUCCUCAGUAGAAAAUGUCGGAUAGAAGACAUGAACACAUUCCUCUGCCAGGUUUCCACAGCUUUCCAUUAUCUUCACGUAAAUCAUAUCGUGCACGGAGAUCUUCGCGCUGAACACGUUUAUGUGGUGGCACCAAACAAGGUCCAGGUUGGCCGGCUUGGUCGCUCUAAAUCGCUAACAAUUAGUGCCUAUGAAACCACUAGUACCUCAUGUGUCCUAGAAGCUGUCAUGCCUUCUGAUUCAACUCGUUGGAGCGCACCAGAGGUGAUCCAAGAGAACCGCUACUCUCACGCUAGUGAUGUGUGGGCGUUUGGAAUCUUUUCAUGGGAAUUGUACUCUGCGUUCGCAGCUGGUCAACAGAAUAGAGAUACUGCACUGCCCUACAACAAUAUUCCGGCAGAUAAGAUUCUAGAUCAUAUGAAAGAAAACGGACCUCUUCACCAGCCAAGUGGCUGUCCUCAUUGGGUUUACAUUUUGAUGCAUCAGUGCUGGACAUAUGAACCAACGCAGAGACCUCCUUUCAUCGCAAUUACUGAUUGUCUUUCAAGAAGGGAACCGAUGCUGUCAUGGAUAAUGGCACUGUGGCUGAACAAACAUGAGAAGAGUGAAUGGCCGGUUUUGCCAGUAUCUCAGCCUGGCGAUGCAAUUCACGUGACGAACUCUGAGGAACACCCAUCCAGAGAAGAUAUCGAGAAAAUGUGUUCUCAAGGAUUUUUUACUCGUCACAAAUACCUGUAUGUCGACAGCGUUCGCCAAAACGAGACCGACACCGCUGAGGUAUACGAACACAGCCACACGAAUUCUCAGUUACCACCGCCACAGGGUUUCCUUGCAUUCCGCCAAUCAGUUCCAAGUAAUCACUCUGACGGAGCGUCCAACGUUGCCGACGAGUAUGAAACGAACCAAGUGAGUAACGCGACAGAAACGGUGUUUGAAGAAUCCACCUCUUGGAGAAUAAGAAAUGUGGAACAUACGGCUGAGUCCGUUGAGAGCACCGAUUCGAUUUCUUCCUGCCCUACAGAAGCCUCCGAGGUUUCUAACGAGGACCGACGUCUCGAAAAUCACACCGAUGGCGUUGCUUGCGCUUACUCGUUAUAUGGUGAGGGCCACGCAACUGGUGUUGAAAAUGCCAAGGAUGACUCCGAGGACGGGCACAUUUUGUAUGAAAACGCAGGUUACAAAGACCUUACAUUUACCAGGGAGUGCUACAUGCCACUGAGAAAUAACCAGGUGGAACUCAAAAUACCAGGUUAUAUCAACGCACUAGCCGAGGAGACCGGUGUACCGUUGUCCCAGACAGAAUACGGCAACAGAGGCACUCCUGCUGAUCCCGACAUGUGCGUGGACCUUGCUACCACAGAAUCCUUAAGUUCUAACGAACAUGACCCUAACAUAGAGGAGCAGCCAAGCUUCACUUUUUAUGAAGACAUGGCCAUUCUCAUACUCCUCCUUCAAUUGAUAUUUAUUUAUUUCCUUUCUUGAAAGAACUUAAUACAACGUGUUAACUCGGGAUCUAACUCUACUCUGUCCAUGAAAGUGUUGGUCUCCAGCUUAUAAAAGUGACAGUUAGAAAGCUGUUAAUAUUUGACCAACGUCACUAUUUCUUACUUUACCAGAGAAUCAUGCUGAAUUACGUUAAACAGAUCCCGCAUACUAUGUAUGUACCCUCGGUUUGUUGACUCUUUUCAAAACGACUUUCUUCCUAAAAUUUCAUACUUUUGCGGUUAAGAUCAGCCGAAACAAAAACAAGAUUGACAAUAUGAAAAUUAUAAAGGACCCGUUGCACACUUAAAAAGAUAACUAAAGAGAAAAUAGCCCUUAAGGUUUGUUACAUGACAAAGUACUUUUUCAAGAAUAUUUAAAUGUAUAUGCAAACGUCGUUUUGACAAAUUUAGACGUGGGCUUUGAAAGUUCUUUGUAUGCAGCUAGGAAAUCCAUCGUGUCAAGGUUGGUAGAGUUCGACAAGGAAACUUCGUUAUGACCCUUUAUCUAUCGUAAUAAUUUCAGAAAGUAUUUUUGACACAGUUUUCAUAGAAGUAACGUUGUUCAGGUUAGUGACUAUGGUGAGGUGUGACAAGGUGAUUAAUCAGAACAAACAUACCUAGCACCCUCAGUUCGGCCAUAACAAAACAUUUCAUAGCAUAGUGAUGAAAAUAAAGAUGUCUUUGUGUCUUUAAAUUAAUUUGUAUAUAUUUUUAACUGUAGAUGAAAGAUGUUUUACGAUUAAUAUUCAUACUUUGUAUUAUUCAUAGUUAUUUAAUAGAGAUAUCUAUGUGUUUUUAACUAAUUUUUGUAAAUAUUUUUUACUGUAGAUGAUAAAUGUGUUGUGAUUGAUAUACAUACUUUUUUCUAUUCAUAGUUAUUUUAUGAUUUCUCGGUUGAAUUUUCAACACAGAGGGCCACUAGUUCAUCAGUUAAACUAUCGUGUGUUACCCUCCCUAAAAAAAGUUGUUACUUACUUACUUAUCUUUAUAAUUUUAUAAGAAAUAAUUGUGAAAAAACUGUAUAUUCCCAAAGUAAUUACAGAGAGAAUUAGGUAGCAACAAAAAUGGCGACAAUACAGUGACUUCUAAAGUAAAGGAGUGGACAUAUGCGUUGUCUAGCCAGCCCCUGACUGCUUGAA